This is a messenger RNA of Alternaria ventricosa, 324 nucleotides long. RefSeq lists its product as uncharacterized. Gene Ontology annotation, cellular component: membrane. NCBI's taxonomy places the organism in Eukaryota, Fungi, Ascomycota, Dothideomycetes, Pleosporales, Pleosporaceae. The coding region runs from base 1 to 324 and encodes 107 amino acids. The record is from RefSeq and is a predicted model, not a curated record. The transcript has 2 exons.
AUGAAGGCCGAGCUCAAGAAGCGCCUGCCUGCUGAGACCUACGCCAAGUACGAACGUAUGGAGGCCUGUCACGCCAACGGGAUGGAGAACCUUCCUCUCUUCAUGGGCGCCGUCAUCCUCGGUAACAUGGCUGGCCUGCCGCAGGGCGAGCUCGCUUCGUUCAGCGCUUCGUUCCUAGCUGUCAGGGUCGCCUACACCGCCGCCUACAUCACCACUUCGACUCAGGCGCCUACACUUGUUCGCAGUGGCCUUUGGAUUGCAAGUGUCUCGAUGUGCUUCCGUACCAUCAUCCGGGCUGCCGGAGCCAUGGCCACCGAAGUCUAG